AUGAUAACCGGUGAGAACGUUUUCUACAUGGUGAUUGGGUGUGUUGGAGCGGUUAUUUUAGUAAUAGCUGUUUUGGUCGUUGUGUACUUCAGAUCAACAAGAAAGCAAUUACCAUCUGCCGUUUUGCCGAACAACAUUCAGCAGCGUUAUCCAUCAAUCACUCGAUCACCAGAUUUUACGGCUCAAACUCGACCGUUGUUCAACUCAGAGGCUUCUGCUUCGAUUCUUGACUUUGAAACGAAAGAGGACGUCAAAUAUUUUCAUAGUCCAGAAAAGAACCUCAAGAAUAGUUUAUAUUCAGCAUCUUCAGCAUCGAAGCAACCCGAUAAUACACAUUCGAUCAUCAACGAACGCUCGCAUUCCGUUGACAUCACAGCCGCGUUGGUGGAACUUUAUGCUGAUAGAAAUUUAUUUCAGAUAUUGCCGAUACAUGAGUUAGAGGGGACGUUUGGCGAGUUGAAAUGGGCUUUGUGGCAUCAGAACGCAAACGACGAGUCGGGUGAUGUGGACGAUGAGGAAGAUAACGCAUCCGCUGAUGAGGCGGUUAUCGUGAAAACACUCAAACCGAACGCUGACAAACGACACUUCUUCAAAUUCCUCGAACAAGCACUUGUGUUUCAUCAUGUUCCACCUUUCACACACCUUGCUCAAGUGGCAGCGGCAGCUUCUUACGGUCGUUUCGAUUGCCCAGAGACAGUGACUGACUUCCCUUUGAUAUGCUAUAAGCAUCAGGGAUUCGGAAAUUUGAAAAGUUUCUUACAACGAUGUCGAUGUGGGAAUGUGGAAGCGAUGAUGCAUAAAACCAAUGAUCAAAGCUGUAUUUUAGGUGGUAAACCGGUUCAAACAUUGCGAACACAUGAGCUCGUCUCGAUGGCCAUUCAGAUCAAUAAAGCAAUGAAUUGUCUGGUGUCUGAGAUAGGUCGUGGAAGUGAUCGUUUGCUGGUACAGCUGUGCGAUACGGCGUUGAGCAAGGAUCUUUUCCCGAGUGACUAUCAUUGCCUUGGUGAUAACGAGAAUCGUCCUGUCAAAUGGAUGGCCUACGAAUCGCUUCAAAAGAACAUAUUCAAUAGUGCCACUGAUGCGUGGUCAUUUGGUGUGACAUUGUGGGAGCUGCUUUCAUGUGCUCAGCAACCGUAUGUGGACGUAGAUCCGGACGAGAUGAUUCUAAUCCUUGAACAAGGACAACGGCUUGUGCAGCCUUAUAAUUGUCCUGAUGAUCUAUACAACGUAAUGUAUUGCUGUUGGCAACUCGACUAUAGGGACCGACCAACUCCUCAGCAGUUGUUAAUCGCAUUACAGGAUUUCACAAUACAACUCAGACAAUUCAUUUGA
Molecule: messenger RNA, 1332 nt
Organism: Anisakis simplex (herring worm)
Lineage: Eukaryota; Metazoa; Nematoda; Chromadorea; Rhabditida; Anisakidae
Source: the annotation of a GenBank genome assembly